Molecule: messenger RNA, 1105 nt
Organism: Diatraea saccharalis (sugarcane borer)
Lineage: Eukaryota; Metazoa; Arthropoda; Insecta; Lepidoptera; Crambidae
Source: the annotation of a GenBank genome assembly
UUUGAAUUGUUUACAUUUUUUAAUACUAGUUAAAUACUUGAAUUUGUAGAAAUAAUCAAGUACUUAGUUAUUGAUUUAUGUAAACAUUAAUAAAAAUUGCAUUAAAUGGCUGAAGAAAGUAAUAGUACCGCGGCCGUAAAUGAAUUAAGUAGCCAAGUAGAUGAUAAACAAUCGUCUAAAAAUGUACAGCAGAACAAAAAGGAGGAAUCCUGGGGAUAUGAUUUGUAUCCAGAAAGAAGAGGCACGUUUACGCCAAAACUAACGAAUGUUCUUGUUGGUAAAGAAGGGAAAGAAAACCUAGACAAAAUGAAAUGUGAAAAAAACGUUUAUCACUGUGUUAAGAAUAGUCCCAUAGUGAAGGUGAUGAUGGCAGCCCUUAAAAGUUCUGGAUGUCCUAUUGAUAUUAGGAGACAUAUAUCAUGUGAAGUUUGUGAUUAUUCAGUUAGUGGCGGUUAUGAUCCUCAACUAAAUCAGAUUGUUGUCUGCCAAAAUGUUUCAACAAGAAAAAGUAUGGUGCAGGGCGUAUUGACUCAUGAGAUGAUCCACAUGUUCGACUACUGCCGUAACGAGCUGGACUUUAAAAAUAUGGAGCAUCUGGCUUGUACAGAGAUCCGUGCGGCGAAUCUUACACACUGCUCAUUUGUUAGCGCGUGGUCUCAGGGCGACGCCUCCUGGACGAAUAUUAAGAAAACUCAUCAGGAUUGCGUUAAGACAAAAGCUCUAUAUUCAGUUCUCGCCGUCCGACAAAUUGGCAAAGAAGAAGCUGUUGAUAUCAUUGAAAAAGUAUUCCCGAAAUGUUACGCCGAUUUAGAGCCUAUUGGGAGGCGGAUAAGGAGAAACUCCGAUGACAUGAUGAGGAUAUUCAAGGAAGCAUCGUAUUACGGUUACGAGUAGCUUUGGUGUGGUACAAAUCAACAGCACGCCAUACUACACAAAUGUAUCAAGCUGUUAUGCUUGAUUUUGAACCUUAAUAUAUUGGUAACAGAGUUUAUAAUCUGUUUCCAAAAUUAAUCAAGUAUGUGUUGUUGUGUAAAUGACUAUAGUAUAGAUGUUGUAGAUAUGAUAUUAUAUUAAAUAAAUACACUUUGUUGAUUAUUUAAAAUAA